AGGGCGGGCUGAGCGCAUGGAGCGGCGCGGGCCGGGGGCCGCCACGGCGAGGGGCCGGGCCAGGCCGGGCGGAGAUUUCACAGGGACACACACGGAACAUGUGACUUGGUCUGAGACCGUGGUGAUUACGGAUAGGAUGGACACAGACUCACCACCAAGUUCUGGCAAGCUAGAACCAGAGGGCAUCCCUUGAUGCUUAAGUGUGGAAACAGGAGAAGUGAAGGAAUCUUAACUUCCAGAGCCAGAGCAGCUGAGUUCCAGAUAAAAACCGUCAGACCCGGCCUGUAGGCUGCUCCAUUGCCAAUGAACUCCAUGAACCCCAUGAAACCUGCCCUGCCCCCCGCGCCACACGGUGAUGGUUCAUUCGCGUAUGAGUCUGUGCCUUGGCAACAAAGCGCCACUCAGCCGGCUGGAUCGCUGUCCGUGGUCACUACUGUGUGGGGAGUUGGCAACGCGACACAGAGCCAGGUUUUGGGGAACCCCAUGGGCCCUGCAGGGAGUCCCUCUGGCAGCUCCAUGAUGCCUGGUGUGGCAGGGGGCAGCUCCGCCUUGACCUCCCCACAGUGCCUGGGACAGCAGGCGUUUGCUGAAGGCGGCGCCAACAAGGGCUACGUGCAGCAAGGCGUGUACAGCCGCGGGGGUUACCCUGGGGCCCCCGGCUUCACCACCGGGUAUGCAGGCGGCCCGGGGGGCCUGGGCCUCCCCUCACAUGCUGCAAGACCCUCCACUGACUUCACGCAAGCGGCAGCUGCUGCGGCUGUGGCUGCUGCGGCAGCCACUGCCACCGCCACAGCCACAGCCACCGUGGCUGCUCUCCAGGAGAAGCAGAGCCAGGAGCUGAGCCAGUAUGGAGCGAUGGGGGCCGGACAGUCUUUUAACAGCCAGUUUCUGCAGCAUGGAGGUCCCCGGGGGCCUAGUGUCCCCGCUGGCAUGAACCCUACUGGCAUAGGAGGGGUGAUGGGCCCCUCUGGCCUCUCCCCCUUGGCUAUGAACCCCACCCGGGCAGCAGGAAUGACAACCUUGUAUGCAGGGCAGCGUCUGCCCCAACAUGGGUAUCCUGGGCCUCCCCAGGCCCAGCCACUGCCCCGACAGGGGGUCAAGAGAACCUACUCUGAGGUGUAUCCAGGGCAGCAGUAUCUGCAAGGAGGCCAGUACGCACCCAGCACCGCCCAGUUUGCGCCCAGCCCUGGGCAGCCCCCUGCCCCCUCCCCUUCCUACCCUGGGCACAGGCUGCCCCUGCAGCAGGGCAUGACCCAGUCCCUGUCCGUGCCUGGCCCCACGGGACUGCAUUAUAAGCCCACAGAGCAGUUCAACGGGCAGGGCGCCAGCUUCAACGGGGGCAGCGUCAGCUACAGCCAACCUGGCCUGAGUGGGCCUACCCGUUCCAUCCCGGGCUAUCCCAGUUCCCCACUGCCAGGGAACCCCACGCCACCCAUGACCCCAAGCAGCAGCAUCCCUUACAUGUCACCAAACCAAGAGGUCAAGUCUCCCUUCUUGCCUGAUCUCAAGCCCAACCUCAACUCCUUGCACUCAUCGCCCUCUGCUCACAGCCAGUGGCCUCUGCUCCCAGGAAGCGGGCCUUGUGACGAGUUGCGGCUGACCUUCCCUGUGCGCGAUGGGGUGGUCCUGGAGCCCUUCCGCCUGCAGCACAACCUGGCUGUAAGCAACCACGUCUUCCAGCUGCGAGACUCAGUCUACAAGACCCUGAUAAUGAGGCCUGACCUGGAGCUGCAAUUCAAGUGCUACCACCACGAGGACCGGCAGAUGAACACCAACUGGCCAGCCUCGGUGCAGGUCAGCGUCAAUGCCACGCCGCUCACCAUCGAGCGUGGCGACAACAAGACCUCGCACAAGCCACUCUACCUGAAGCAUGUGUGCCAGCCAGGCCGCAACACCAUCCAGAUCACCGUCACCGCCUGCUGCUGCUCCCACCUCUUCGUGCUGCAGCUAGUGCACCGCCCAUCCGUCCGCUCGGUGCUGCAGGGCCUCCUCAAAAAGCGCCUCCUGCCUGCUGAGCACUGCAUCACCAAGAUAAAGCGGAACUUCAGCAGCGGCACCAUCCCUGGCACCCCUGGGCCCAACGGAGAGGACGGGGUGGAGCAGACAGCUAUCAAGGUGUCCCUGAAGUGCCCCAUCACCUUCCGCAGGAUCCAGCUCCCUGCCCGAGGUCAUGACUGUCGCCACAUACAGUGCUUUGACCUGGAGUCGUAUCUGCAGCUCAACUGUGAGCGGGGGACUUGGAGGUGUCCUGUGUGCAACAAGACAGCUUUGCUGGAGGGCCUGGAGGUGGACCAGUACAUGCUGGGCAUCCUGAUUUACAUUCAGAACUCUGACUAUGAGGAGAUCACCAUCGACCCCACGUGCAGCUGGAAGCCAGUGCCCGUGAAGCCUGACAUGCACAUCAAGGAGGAGCCGGAUGGGCCGGCACUGAAGCGCUGCCGCACCGUGAGCCCCGCCCACGUGCUCAUGCCCAGCGUGAUGGAGAUGAUCGCCGCCCUGGGCCCCGGCGCUGCCCCUUUUGCCCCCCUGCAGCCCCCCUCAGUCCCUGCCCCCAGCGACUACCCUGGCCAGGGUUCCAGCUUCCUGGGGCCUGGAACUUUCCCUGAGUCCUUCCCACCCACCACGCCCAGCACCCCAACCCUUGCUGAGUUCACCCCGGGGCCACCCCCCAUCUCCUACCAGUCUGACAUUCCCAGCAGCCUCCUGACUUCAGAGAAGUCUACCGCCUGCCUCCCAGGCCAGAUGGCACCAGCAGGUCACCUGGACCCCACUCACAAUCCUGGGACACCAGGACUACACACCUCCAACGUUGGGGCCCCUCCAGGUCCCCAGCUGCACCAUUCAAACCCUCCCCCAGCGUCCCGGCAGUCCUUGGGCCAAGCGAGCUUAGGACCUACGGGUGAACUGGCCUUCAGUCCUGCCACAGGCGUGAUGGGGCCCCCCAGCAUGUCUGGAGCCGGGGAGGCCCCAGAACCAGCUCUGGACCUGCUCCCGGAACUGACCAACCCUGAUGAGCUACUGUCCUACUUGGGCCCACCCGACCUCCCUACGAACAACAAUGACGACCUGCUUUCUCUGUUUGAGAACAACUGAUCCUGUGUUUACCCCAAGCCCGGCGGGGACACGCUCACAGAUGUCACCACAGCCCUGCCCUUCAUGCCCAGCCCCAUGGGACACCCGGUGGUCUUUCCCAAACCUCCCCCAAAACACACCUGGAGCCAGAGCCUUCUGCCGCCAGCCCUGCCCCUGAAUUGGAAGCAGCCCUGUGCUCGAUAGGAGGGGCUCCCAGGCCGGCAGCCCUCGCCACCUCCCUCUACCAAGCCUGCUGCUGCAGAACGGUUUUUGCUGAGGUGCCCCUGCCCAGCCCUGUCCAGCCUUGUCCACACACACAUCUCACGCCCCUGGUCUCACAGCCUCACACCUUGUCCUUCCACCCCUGCCUGCUCCCACCCAGCCUGCUUCUUGUCCAGCAUUGAUCCUUCUGUUUCAACAACUCCUCCACUGGGCAGAGCUGGGCAUCUGGCAGGGCUGGCUCUGUCCCCUGGGCCUUUGGCUCCAGUGGCCCCUGUGCCCAGCAGUCCAGCUCUUGGAACCUCGCUGAAUGGCAGCCUCUUGGGGGCCUGGAGCUCUGGCAGCCCAGCCGUGUGUGGUGUCAGGUUCCUCUCCCCACCCCAGCUUCAAGCAGAGGCCUCGGGGUGGGGGAGCUACAAAGCACAACAAUGUACAUAGUGUAGAAACACUAACAGCUGGGAGAGGGGAGCCAGCUGUCCAGCCAGCAUGUUCCUGUUGUACAGCCCGGUCUCCCUGUGCGCUCUGCUCCUUCCCAUGUGCAGACAGAUCAGGGAGGAACCUCCAAUGGGUGGGGGACAGUGAGCUUCGGCCUGGCCGAGGUGGGUGGGUGGGCUCUCAGAUUCAGCUCUGUGUAAAGAUUCUCUAGCGGGCUGCGCUCCCAAGUUCCCCUUCUCUGUGAAAGUGAAGAAUUAGUACAGCUGUGUUUUUUAAAGCCACCUCUCUGUCUCCACCCCAUGGGCCCACACCCAGGUGGGGGAGGAGGAAGCCACUGCAUCUGUUGGCUCAGGGCCCCAGCCUGUGCGAGCAGGGCGCCUGGGCUGUUGUGUCUCCUGUCUGUGCCGAUCUCUAUUAAAGGACUCCCUCUUGGUGGG
Pan troglodytes (chimpanzee) is the source of this 4163-nucleotide messenger RNA. RefSeq names its product zinc finger MIZ-type containing 2 (gene ZMIZ2). Gene Ontology annotation, cellular component: chromatin. The record is from RefSeq and is a predicted model, not a curated record. Gene Ontology annotation, biological process: protein sumoylation; regulation of transcription by RNA polymerase II. The transcript has 20 exons. Gene Ontology annotation, molecular function: SUMO ligase activity; zinc ion binding. Bases 304 to 3093 code for a protein of 929 amino acids. Lineage: Eukaryota; Metazoa; Chordata; Mammalia; Primates; Hominidae.